This is a messenger RNA of Symbiodinium natans, 384 nucleotides long. NCBI's taxonomy places the organism in Eukaryota, Dinophyceae, Suessiales, Symbiodiniaceae. The record is from the annotation of a GenBank genome assembly.
GUUUCCGUGGGCUCUGUGGUUCUAUUGCAACAUCUUGACAAGGAAAUUGCGGGCUCUGUGGUUCUGUUGCAACAUCUUGACAAGGAAAUUCCCUUCAAGGUGUCCGUGGGGUCUGUGGUUCUGUUCCAACAUCUUGACAAGGAAAUUCCCUUCAAGGUGUUUGUUGGCUCUGUGGUUCUGUUGCAACAUCUUGACAAGCAAAUUCCCUUCCAGGUGUCCGUGGGCUCUGUGGUUCUAUUGCAACAUCUUGACAAGGAAAUUCCCUUCAAGGUGUUUGUUGGCUCUGUGGUUCUGUUGCAACAUCUUGACAAGGAAAUUCCCUUCCAGGUGUCCGUGGGCUCUGUGGUUCUGUUGCAACAUCUUGACAAGGAAAUUCCCUUCAAG